GCCCCGCGCCCCGCCACCCCGGGCCCCGAUCCCGAUCCCGAUCCCGGCCCCGCCUGCCUGCGGCGUGGGGAAACUUUGCGGAGCGCCCCCGGCCCCGGGCAAUGCGGGACGGACCUGCCCCCCCCCCCCCCGCACACGCGUGGGUCCCCGCCGCCCGGCCGGGGAGGCUCCCUCGGGACCCCGCGCAUGGAGCGCCCCCGCCCCCGCCCCGGGCUCCUGCCCGGCUCCGCUCCGUAGUCCAAGCUGCGGGGCUCGGGGUCCCGCGUGUGUCCUUGCUGCGGGCGGGGGGCUGGCGGCUGGUCUCGGGCUCUGAGAGGGUCUGGGGUGGGAGUGCAAUGCAGAGGGAGCUCCCCCUGCGUGUGUGUGUGUGUGUGUGUGUGUGUGUGUGUGUGUGUGUGUGUGUGUUCGCGCACACGGCCAGGCCCCACAGCCCAGGGUGUGCAAGCCGCCCUCCUGGCUGCUCCCAGCCUCCAGCCCGCGGUGGCUCCCCGGGUCCGCCCGAGCUCCGUUUCCCCCAGGGGCAGGCAGCGGGGCCAGUCGGUUCAGGCCGCCCCAGUGUGAUCCCCGUGUGGGUCCCGAUGCCCUUUGCCCGGCCUGGCCCGGGGUCCUGCCUGCCCAGGUGCCUGCCUCGCAGAGCUGGCAUGUGGCUUUGGGCGCUCAGGAGCCAGAGGGAGAGGCAAUGCUGAGCUGUCUCCCCCCAGGCAGCAGGGACCGGCUGUGGGAGCGCCCAGCGGGUGCCUCUCAUGUCUCCCCCUUCCUGCAAGCAGCAGAGGAGACAGGUGCUCCGGGCCUCCGAGCAGGUGCAAAGUUGCGUCGGCUGAGCCGGGCGCAGGGGCUGGACGGGUGCAGGAGAGUCACCUGCCCACGGCACCCAGCACCGCAGUGGCUGCGCCAGGCUUCUCCCAGCCCCCAGGCACCCAGGCGGGACCGGCAGCCUGCCCCCGGCUCCGCGCUGCCGCAUCCCCGGGCAGCUGCAGGGAGCGACUGCAGGGCUGGAUCUGCUCCGCCCUGAGCGGGAACAGGUGCCCUCGGGCCUCUUGGCAUGCAGAAGCUGCACGAGCUUGCAACAAGCCUGGCUCAGCUGGAGUCUUUGGGGAUUUGCCUCUGUGCCUACCCCCUGCAACUCUCCAAAGGCACCUCCCUGGCGCCAGGACGAUCACUAGCCCCCCCGGCCCCUUUCCGUGACCCCGUUCCAGAGCCCAGAGAUGCCCAAGCGUCAGUGGAACAGCAGCAAGCAGCAUUUCACGUGGACAGAGCCAAGGUCUUCCCCUCGUCUCAUCCCGAGACAUGGAGAAGCCAUUUGGGGCACCAAAAAACCACCUCCAAGGUGGGCACGCAGCAUGGAGAUGUCACAGCAGCGCAGCAGGGUUGCAUCUCCCCCAGCACCCUGCUCAGGCCCGGAGCAGCCCAGGGCGCCCCAGCCCAGCUGAGCGUGUCCGACUGCUCCUGUGCAUGAACCAGCCUCUCCCAAAGCCCCCGGGCACCCUGAGCUGAGGCCCUGCCAGUGUCAGGCCAACAGGUCGAAGCCUGGAAAGCAGCAAGUCUUCAUGAAUGGAGGCGUGAGGCAGCCUGCCAGCCCUGCCUGCAGGAGCUGUGGGGAAGGGGAAGGGGAUGGGGCCUGCAGAGCACCCCCUGCCCUGGCUCCAGCCCCCGCUGCUGGCCCCUGCCCAGGGAUUCUCCGCAGCAGCCCCGCGGCGAGGACAGAGCGAGGAGCACCGCGCCGGCAGGAGGAAGCCACCGCGCUGCCUGCUCUCUGCCGCGUAUGAAUCAUCCGGAUAAUUGCCGUGCGGCUCCACACCGUUCUGGGCAUAUUACACUGUCCUGCGAAGCAUCAGCUGCCUGCUAUUUUCCGGCUGCUUAACCUCGCGUCCCGGAGCUGGUGCCCUCCAGCGAGAUGCUGCCGGCUGCUGUCCCAGGAGGUGGGGGCAGAGAGUGCCAGACCCGCACGGGAUGGGAAGGGGCUGCCAGCGGGCAUCCGCGUGGCCCAGCCCCGAGCAGGACAUGGCCCUAGGGAGCACAGAGUGGGGACAGAUCUACUGGAUCCCGUCUUGCAGGGCUGAAGCGUGUUGUAUGCAUGCAGUGUCCAGCCCCGGGGUUGCUGGCCCUGGGCAGGGGCUACUAGGCCAUACCACCAUACAGCUAUUCAAUGGCAGUGAGAGCAGGGCCCGGUGGCUACAGGGACAUGCGGCCGAUUGCUCCAGAGGCUGCCGCGGGGCAGCUCUGCCCUGCCACAGGAGGCAGCACCCUUGGCCUUGGGCUUAUUCUGCAGCUGACCCGCUUUAGUCAUGGAGAGACUCCCCAGCCAUGGGCGCUGCAGGCGACGGGCCCAGGGGCACAGGGUGUCUCCUUGGCUGGAGGUUUCAGCAGAGGCUGUGGGCAUCUGUCUGGACUGCGCGGCUCUGUGAUCCGCUGACUGGAUCUUGGAUGGCAGGAGACUGGCUCUGCACCAGCACAAACUGGUCCAGGCUGGAAGAGCAGGGGCUGCAUGGAUGAGCCCAUCUGGAGGAAGCCUGGUACAAGCCCCUGCCCUGCCACUGACCCUGGUCACCUCAAAGGUGCAAGCGCCCUGGGUCCCGCUGGCUCCAGCAGGUGCCAAAUCCCCCUGAUGUCUGGUUCUCCCUCUUGGCGGAUCUACCUGCUACCUGCACGGGCAGAGCUGGCACUUUUGUGGCGGGGUCACAGGGACCUGGGCGUUUGGAGCAGGAAGCCUCCGGGCUGUGCUGAGCUUCUUCCCAGGCUUCUAGAGAGCAGCUCUGACCCCGUUCUGCCAAGCGGAGCACGUGGCCUGUGGGCGGGGGCACACACCGUGGCAUGGGCCCAACUCUGCUCUUUGCUGGCAGGAAGGCAAGGGCAUCUGCCAGCAGAGAAGAGCGCCGCGCUGUCCAGGGCCCCGCGGGAGGGGAGGGGGCCUGUCUGCAUGGGUGGCAGGCUCUGGCUGGGGCUUGCAGCUGCGACAGUCGGUGGCAGCUCCAGGCAGGGUUGGGGCGACUUGCCAGUUGGCGCUGUCCUCCCCACGGGUCUGACCGGCAGCUGGGAGCCCGGGCAGCAUCUGUCUGGAGCGCGUGGGCUUGGGGCCGGGGCCAGUUCACCUCACGCGUGUGAGAGGGAGAAAGGAAAAGCAAGAAGUGGAACCUGUGCAGGGCGUGUGUGUGUGUGUGUAGGAAGAAGGUGGGAGUGAACACCAGUCUGCAAUUCUGUGCUGUGUGUGUGCGCGCAUCUGUGCAGUACGCAUAUGCAUAUGUGUGUAUCUGGGACGUGUACAUAUGCAUGUGUGUGUAUCUGUGCAAUGCAUGUGUAUCAGUGCAGUGUGCAUAUGCAUGUGUGCAUGUUUCUGUCCAGUGUGUGUGUGUGUGUGUGUAAGACAGAGGAAGAUGGCGAGAGUGAACACCGGAGUCUGUACAGUUCUGUGCUGUGUGUAUAUAUCUGUGCAGUGUGGGGGUGUGUGUGUGUGCGUGCACACAACAGAGGUGACAAGAGACAGCGGAGCAGGCAUAUCAGCAACCGAGCGAAGGCAGCCGGAGGCAGGCGCAGGAGCCUGGCACCAGGUGCAGGUUCCUGGCUCCGAAGCAGGAUGUCCCGCUCCGCCGGCUGCCUCCAUCUGGGGCGAGCGCAGUGAGGCUGAGCCGUGGAGUAGCUCUGGGACCCCCCACCCCUGCCUUUGCUCCUGCCAAGGCUGGGGCUGGAGCCCUUGGCCUUGUCCUCUCCCCGCUGGGCCACCUCUGCAAGAAGCAUUGCUCCGCAGGCCACGGGGCCUAGCUCCUCGGGGAGCACGGGGCCCCUGCCCCGCUCCACACCCUCUCACCAGCCUCUCCUGCCCUCCCAGGUGGCCUCUGAUCCGCUGGAUGAGCUUUCUGCCGGUGCCUAGAGCUCGCUAACCAGGCCGGCAGCAUGGACUUCGUGAUGAAGCAGGCUCUUGGCGGAGCCACCAAGGACAUGGGCAAGAUGCUGGGGGGCGAGGAGGAGAAGGACCCCGAUGCCCAGAAGAAGGAGGAGGAGCGGCAGGAGGCGCUGCGCCAGCAGGAGGAGGAGCGCAAAGCCAAGCACGCCCGCAUGGAGGCCGAGCGCGAGAAGGUCCGGCAGCAGAUCCGCGACAAGUACGGACUGAAGAAGAAGGAGGAGAAGGAGGCGGAGGAGAAGGCGGCGCUGGAGCAGCCGUGCGAGGGCAGCCUGACGCGCCCCAAGAAAGCCAUCCCAGCGGGCUGCGGCGACGAGGACGAGGACGAGGAGGAGAGCAUCCUGGACACGGUGCUCAAGUACCUGCCCGGGCCCCUCCAGGACAUGUUCAAGAAGUAACCUCUCCCCGCCCCUUCUUCCCCCUUUUCUUUUCCUCCCCUUGCCCCGUCCCAGGCGCCCCGGGGGGCCGUGCCCACAGCCAUGGGGCUGGCGCUGGGCGGGCACUGCCAGCUGGGCCCCGGCUCCCCCGGGUGGGCCCACGGGCCCCACCACUGCCUGCCCGCCCCGGCCCCAACCCCGCGCGUGGGGUCACCCAGGAGCCCCCACCCGCCUCUGUGCCCCCUAGUUAAAGCCAUAUCAGUUAGACGGCAAUACUCGACCUCCCGAGCCAGGGCGGGCGCCUGCCCCACGUGUCCGUGUCUCGCCCGGGGGCGCCACCGCCCCCGCCCCGCCCGUCUCGUGUCUGCCACCGCCCGCGGGUCCUGCCGGCGGGAGCAGCCCUGUCCCGUCCGUGUCAUGUCGUGUCGUGUCCAUGGCGCCGCUUCCCCCGUCGGUCGGGUCCGACCCCUGCCCGGGGGCUCCAUGGCCCCUGGGCGCUUUGCAUGUGCCGCCCGCUCCCCCAAGCGGAGACGGGCUGGGCUCGGGCCGCCCCCGUGAGCCCCCGGCCCCUCGCCGCCCUGCGGCCCACGGGACUGCCCCGCGCCGGCCCCUGCAGCCGGGGCCGCCGGGGCCACUGCCAGCGCCCGGUGCCCAUCCCGCGCCAGUUGUCUUUGGAGGACGAGACAAUAAAGGGAUUUGUACAUUG
Alligator mississippiensis (American alligator) is the source of this 4978-nucleotide messenger RNA. It is a transcript of the gene CPLX2, whose product is annotated as complexin 2. Gene Ontology annotation, biological process: regulation of neurotransmitter secretion; synaptic vesicle exocytosis; neurotransmitter transport. Gene Ontology annotation, cellular component: SNARE complex; terminal bouton. The transcript has 3 exons. Gene Ontology annotation, molecular function: syntaxin binding. The record is from RefSeq and is a predicted model, not a curated record. Bases 3889 to 4293 code for a protein of 134 amino acids. Lineage: Eukaryota; Metazoa; Chordata; Crocodylia; Alligatoridae.